This is a messenger RNA of Cuscuta campestris, 1984 nucleotides long. NCBI's taxonomy places the organism in Eukaryota, Viridiplantae, Streptophyta, Magnoliopsida, Solanales, Convolvulaceae. The record is from the annotation of a GenBank genome assembly.
AUCCAUCUCUUCCCACCUUUUAUUUACUUUUAAAAAAGAAAACAUCAUUUGGUAGAAUUUGGUGGUUUUUGUUAUUGUUGUAAAAAUUGUAGCUUUGGGGCGGUGGAAAUGAUGGGGAAAUGCAAGAAUGUAUUGUUGCCUCUGCUUCUUCUUGUUCUUCACAUUUCAGGAUUCUUUGCUGCUCCUUCUGGACAUGGAGAAGAGGCUUUCAUUGGUGUAAAUAUAGGUACACAGAUCUCUGAUAUGCCCAGCCCAACUGACGUCGUAAGCCUCCUCAAGGACCAGCAAAUUAGGCAUGUCAGACUCUUCAAUGCAGACCAAGCUAUGCUAAAGGCGCUUGCGAAUACUGGAAUCAGCGUCGUAGUCACGAUUCCGAAUGAUCUGAUCAUAGGCAUCGGCGAAUCCAAUGCAACCGCCGCGAAAUGGGUUUCACAAAAUAUUCUGACUCAUAUACCCUCCACCCACAUCACUGCCAUCGCGGUCGGAUCCAACAUCCUUGCCACCCUUCCCAACGCUGCUCGUGUCUUGGUGAAUGCCAUGAAUUUCACCCACUCAGCCCUCGUUGGCGCUAGGCUUGACUCCCAGAUAAAAGUCUCCACUCCACUCUCGUCUGAUGUUAUCCUCGAAUCAUUCCCACCGUCACGAGCUCACUUUAAUAGCUCGUGGCUUGGAGUGAUGGAUCCCCUUCUCAAGUUUCUGGACUCCACCGGUUCAUAUCUGAUGCUCAAUGUCUACCCGUACUUUGCUUAUGUGUCAUCCAAUGGUACAAUCGCAUUGGAUUACGCUCUUUUUCGCCCCCUCCCUCCGAACAAGGACGCCAUUGAUUCCAGCACGUUCCUACACUACACUAACGUGUUUGAUGCGAUGGUGGAUGCUGCAUAUUUUGCCAUGUUGAAUCUCAGUUACUCAAACAUUCCAGUUGUGGUGACUGAGUCAGGCUGGCCUUCCAAGGGUGAACUUUCUGAGCCAGAUGCCACGCAUGACAAUGCUAACACGUACAAUAGUAACCUGAUUAGUCGUGUUCUGAAUGGCACUGGGACACCAAAGCGUCCCGGUGUAGCUGUUAGUACCUACAUUUAUGAGCUGUACAAUGAAGACAAAAAUCCCGGCCUCGCUUCACAACAGAACUGGGGGCUGUUUAAUCGCAUUGGAGUGGCAGUAUAUACCCUGCAUUUGAAUGGGUCUUGGACGAUGUUCCAGAAUGACACUAAAAAGCCGACAUUUUGUGUGGCUAAGCAAUCAGCCGACGCAGCCUUGGUUCAAUCUGGGUUAGAUUGGGCUUGUGGGCCCGGGAAAGUGAACUGCUCCCCUUUGACUCAAGGGCAGCCGUGCUAUGACCCGAACGGUUCGACGAGACUGUCGAGCCAUGCUUCAUAUGCUUUUGAUGCGUAUUAUCAUAGCCAAGGCAUGACAGACACCGAGUGCGACUUCAGAGGGGCAGCCACCCUCACUACCACUGACCCAAGUCAUGGUUCUUGUUUAUAUCCGGGGAGUGUCGGGAGAAAUGGAUCCUUAACAAAUGGGACCUCUCUUGUUCCAUCAACAAACUCUACAGACUCUGGCUGUGGAUCGCAAUACUUGCAUGAUUCCAAUGCUCUCAUCAUCAGCUCUCUUAUAGUCUGCUUCGCGUUCUGGUUGUAAAAGGAUGUUUGGCGAUGAUGUGUUGUUAUUUAUGCUGUGGAUAUAUUCUAAACUCAUUUGGAUACACACUCUCUCUUUACUAACAAACACCGCUCCCCCAUUUUUGAGGUAGCAAUGCAAAUUCAAACAUCGGCUAGCGGCUACUUUUGCGGUUAGUACGCGCUCCAUCCAUUCAUAUUUAUUUGUUCAAUCACUGAUGAUUCAUGAUAAUUUCUGUAACUAUUUCUUGAAGCGCUUCGAACUAUUUUGUACUGCACAUAAAAGUCAUUAUUGACAAUGAUUUAGUUUCGAUAAGAUAAUGGAUAAAUUGUUUUUACAUGGGUAAUAAAUCUUGACUCUCCCG